Messenger RNA from Parascedosporium putredinis, 1239 nucleotides. NCBI's taxonomy places the organism in Eukaryota, Fungi, Ascomycota, Sordariomycetes, Microascales, Microascaceae. The record is from the annotation of a GenBank genome assembly.
AUGUCAAAAAUUGAGAGUACUGCUGUUUGGCUCUAUCCGAUAUUUAGCCGGGGGGUUGGCCCCGUCGAGGAGUACAUACAGUUUCAUCAGGACCCCUACCUGCGUCGAUAUCCCCAACCCGACGGGCCGCACCUUGUAGUUUCCGAUCGGGCAGAAGACGACCAUUAUCCCAACAGGGAGCAAGCCGUCCAUGGAAAUAAGGAGGUGGAGCAGGCCUCGAGUCAGCUUUUGUGGCUCAUCCGGAGUCGACUUCGUCACCCUCAUCGCGUGAGCCUGGAUGCCGUGUUCCGGCAGUAUCUCAAGAUCCCCGAACCUAGGAUGCUUCACAUAUCGGCGCCCAUGCGGCAUUCCUUGCUUCGUGCUCUCGGAACGCCGGAUCGCAAAGACUCCAAGUCGAUGUUGAGCAGAUAUGUUCGGAGGAAGACUGAAGCUGAGGCAGAGACAACGCUGAGACUCUGGAGCGAGAUGGAACGACACGGUGGUAUCAAGGGCAACGAAGUCACAUUCAACAUCCUAUUCGACGUGGCAUCAAAAUCGGGCAAUUUUGCCCUCGCCGACAUGAUCUACAAAGAAAUGGACUCUCGGCAAAUCAAGUUCAACCGCUACCACCACGUUAGCUUGAUUCACUAUUUUGGCCUCAAGAUGGAUGGCGACGGCGUUCGGGCCGCUUACAGAGAGAUGGUAAACGCAGGCGAGACUGUGGAUACCGUGGUACUCAACUGCGUCAUAUCUGGGCUGUUAAAAGCCGGCGAGGAAUCGGCAGCCGAAGAGGUCCUCCAACUCCUUGGCAAGGCUGGCCUGCGGCGCAAACCCCGAAAGCUCGUGCGGCUAGCUCCGGAUCUGCAGACUUACCGCAUCUUUGUGAACCACUUCGCCUUGAAGAGUGGAGAUCUAGCCAAGGUGGCUCAGUACCUCGAUGAGAUGAAGUGGUUCCGCGUACCCCUACACAGCACCAUCUUCCUCGCCUUGUUCAAGGGCUUUGUCACCCACGGUGGCUUUGCGGGUGCUACAUGGAGCGACCAGCGCCUGCACAGCGUGUUUUCCGCUUUGCUCGACGCCUUGGACGAUCGAGCUAAUCACAUCCACGUCGAGGUAUGGCUUGCGAUGUGGAUACUCCGGGCGUUCAAGAAGUGCACCACUCUAGAUGAUACCAAGGAUGCCUACCCUCUUCUGCUAGAACGCAUGUCACUCACCAAAGCUCAGGAGGCAUUUAUGGAAGACUUUUGUGUGAUUUAUUGA